Messenger RNA from Talpa occidentalis (Iberian mole), 1850 nucleotides. It is a transcript of the gene CCDC27, whose product is annotated as coiled-coil domain containing 27. Lineage: Eukaryota; Metazoa; Chordata; Mammalia; Eulipotyphla; Talpidae. The coding region runs from base 47 to 1750 and encodes 567 amino acids. The transcript is spliced from 12 exons. The record is from RefSeq and is a predicted model, not a curated record.
CGGCAGAGGAGGCGCGCCCUGCAGGCAGAACAGUGCCCCCCGGCUGAUGGCCCGCGGCCUGAAGGCGCUGCAGGACAUGGCCAGCCGGGACUCCCGGGUCUGCGAGCGGAAGUCGAGCUCCCUGAGCAGGCAGGCCCAGGCCCGCAGCCCGCACUGCAGGGUGACGCUCAGGCAGGACUCCGGCUCCGAGGACGCCUGCUUCGCUGCCAAGCUGGAGGAGCUGUGGCACCUGUUCCUCAUGCGGCCUGGCUGCCCCCAGUUUAGCACCAGGGCCACGUCCAUGACCCUGUUCGGCCCGGCCACGACAGCCCCUCUGCCCGGGCAGCUGUGCAGGGACGUUCCCGCCUUGAAGACCACGGAGGACCUGCCCCCCAGGCAGCCGCCGGAUGGGCGCCCCCUUCCCUCCAGCAAGAGCGCCUGCGAGUUCCGCAGCCUGCACAGCCCCGCAGCCCGCAGCCCGGACCUGGAGCACAGCUGGCCCGGGAGGCAGGUGCCCUGGUACAUCUCCGUCAUCCACGAGAAGGACCACAGCCUGGUCUUGCUGGAGGCGGAGGUCCAGCGCCUGUCCCAGCUGGAGGCGCAGGUUCAGAAGAAAGACGAAGAGCUCUUGGAGCUGCAGGGCGAGAAGGAGAUGCUGAAGAAGCACCUGAAGUGCCUCCUCAGGAGCAAAGGCCAGGACACGGCGCAGCCCCCCGAGUCCCGGUGGAAGCUGCCCGUGAAGCUGAGCGUCACCAAGUCCUUCGUCAGCGAGGAGGAGGAGCUGGGGCGCUGGCAGCAGGAGGAGCGCCCCGCGGGCGGCAGGGCCAGCGACGCGGACGCGGGCCCCCGCGAGGAGCCGCCGCGCCCGGAGGAGGCGGGCGGGCCCGCGGGCGAGGCCGGGGCGGCGGCGGCGGAGGAGCGCGCGGCGCAGCUGGCGGAGGAGGCGGAGGGCGACGGCGGGGCGCCGGGCGGGCCGGCCGCGGGCGCGGGGCCCCCCGAGUGCCCGGACGACGCCUUCGAGCAGGAGCUGAUGGCGCAGCUGCAGGAGUACGAGCAGGCCUUCCGCGAGCUGCAGCUGCAGCUGGAGGUCGCCAGGAGCAGAUACUCGCUGGCCGUCGGCGCCAUCACGUCUCUCCAGCGGCAAGUGGACUUCCAGGAGGCCCAGCUGCAGAAGGCCGCCAUGGACAACCAGAUGCUGGAGAAGGAGCUGCGCGAGCGGAAGCUCCAGCUGCAGGCCAUGUCCCACAAGUUCUCCAACCUGCGGGAGGACAAGAAGCACGAGGAGAUGCUGGGGCUGGUCGAGAAGGACAACCUGCUCCUCCAGCAGCAAGUGCUGGAGCUGGAGCUGGAGCUGAGGACGCGGGACCACACCAUCUCGGAGCUGGAGGCCAAGGUCGGCCAGCUGCAGGAGCAGGCAGACCUGCAGCAGAAUCACCUGCAGCGGUGGAAGCACCUGCAGGAGGAGAUGCAGAACAAGCACGAGAUGGCCCAGCAGGCCGAACAGCAGGCCAGCGUGGCCCUGGAGAGCUUCCACUCCCGGCUUGAAAGGCUCAGAAGUAAGAUCAUCCAGGCCACCUUCAGCACCACCGGGGCCAAGUCCAUGAACAGCGAGAUCUCUGACAGCGACAUCCUGGAGGCCUUGCAGACCAUCAUCACGGAGAGGUCCGAAUACUACAACCAGCUGAAACAGAAGGGGGUCAAGGUGCCCCCCCUGCACCAGUCGGAGGUCAUAUCCGCCCCCAGCAAGUCCAAGAAGCCGGCCCCCAAGUAGGCCAGCGGGAGCCCCGCCCGCCAGCAGGCCCGACCCGGGCAGGCCGCCCCCCCGGCCGCCCCCCUUCUCUGGGGUUCAGAAUUAAACCCUCUUGCACCGU